Molecule: messenger RNA, 924 nt
Organism: Trichoderma harzianum CBS 226.95
Lineage: Eukaryota; Fungi; Ascomycota; Sordariomycetes; Hypocreales; Hypocreaceae
Exons: 3
Coding region: 130-669 (179 amino acids)
Source: RefSeq, a predicted model, not a curated record
CUGUCAUGAUGAUGACAUUUCUAUUUCGAUUCACGUUUCUUUCUCUUGUUUCACUAGCCCAUAAAGUCUGGACGCGUUAUUCCUUCAGAAACGGCCAACUCCAGAUCGGAGCAGCACAGCAUUUCCGCAAUGCUUUGUGUGUAUAUUAUGAACAAAAAACAAACAAAAAAGCAGGGGUCGAAAUGGGCUUCUGGGUUCACACCAUCUGGUACUCCAAGCUGCAUUGAGCUGAGAGCAAAAGUUCUACGAUCAAGAAUGGUCAUUUAUCACGACAGACAGCCAUUUUACACGUCCAGAGCCUACGAUACUGUAUGCCACACUUGGGGGACUCUACUGGGUCUUCCGAUGGGGCUUGUAUUUCUGAUUGACUGCAUGGAGCCAGUGGCCCGAUUCGAUUGGGAGCAGCUGACUGAUCCAACUACUACGAGAUUGGACUCUAUAUAUUGGAGCUUCAUAAGGGUUAAAGUGGAAAGGAAAAGAUCAUGGCAAACUGGUUGGGUUAUGGGGGGCGAAAUGAAGUGUCUCUUUUUUUCUUUAUUGUUGCGUGUUUCUAUUUUAUUCAUCUCUUCGAAAAUAUCUGCGGGUUACGGUGCUUGCUUGUAUGAUGUGGAGGGGAGGGAGGAGAGCAGACAAACUGAGGUGAAACCAGUUGAAGCUUCUUUGCUUUGACUUUGGUUGAUUUGAAGGGAUGGAAGACUUGAGCAGCUUUCUGGAUGGAGCUGCGGCAUUGGGCUUUUUUAUUGCCUUGGGGGGUUUUAUAAGGUUGGGUCCUCGCUUCUGAAACUGUACUUAGAGAUAAGACUUCGUUUGCUUUUUUCUUUUUCAAAUUUGACGUGGGGUUUGGGAUUGAAUGUGAUUUUUUCCUCUCUCUUCUAUGUUUUCAUCAUGGGCUGUGAUUUAUGUGCUUUUGCUACGAUGUUGAGA